UCAAGGCAUUUGCCCAUUGUAAGCAACAUUGGUUUACCUGCGAUCGCAGGGCCUUCUUCCCCUUCGCCUUGCUUUCCUAUUCCGUGUGUACGUCCGCGGCCGCUCUUGCGCUGAGAGGAAGCCAUCAGAACGUCGGAGGAAGAGGAGAUGGCGGAUCAGAGCGCCAAGGCCGAGGAGUUCGUGCAGAAGGCGGAGAAGAAGCUAUCAGGAUGGGGAAUCUUCGGAUCCAAGUACGAUGACGCCACCGAUUUGUUCGAAAAGGCCGCCAAUUGGUUCAAGCUCGCAAAAAACUGGGACAGAGCUGGAUCAGUGUACAUCAAAAUUGCUGACUGUCAAUUGAAGUUAGAUAGCAAGCAUGAAGCUGCCACAUCAUAUGUUGAUGCAGCAAAUUGUUACAAGAAAAUCUCAAUUCAAGAUGCUGCCGAAUCAUUAAACCAGGCUGUUAACCUUUUCCUGGAGAUUGGUAGACUAAAUAUGGCUGCAAGAUAUUGCAAGGAGCUUGGAGAGUUAUAUGAGCAAGCACAGGAUUUAGAGAAGGCUAUUGUGUACUUUGAACGGGCAGCUGAUCUCUUUCAAAGUGAGGAAGUGACAACUUCUGCCAAUCAAUGUAACCAAAAGGUUGCACAAUUUGCAGCUCAACUGGAGCAAUACCCAAAGGCAAUUGGAAUACUUGAAGUGAUUGCACGACAGUCCAUCAAUAACAAUCUUCUCAAGUAUAGUGUCAAAGGGAUUCUACUGAAUGCUGGAAUAUGUCAGCUGUGCAAAGGUGAUGUUGUUGCAGUUACAAAUGCAUUAGAACGAUAUGAGGAACUUGAUCCCACCUUUUCAGGCACACGGGAAUACAAGCUUUUAUCUAAUUUAGCAGAAGCACUGGAUGAGGGAGAUGUUGUGAAAUUUACAGAUGCAGUUCAAGAAUAUGACAGCAUGACCAGGCUGGAUUCUUGGAAAACUACUCUUCUGCUGCGAGUGAAGAACACCAUCAAAUUGAAGGAAGAAGAGGAAGACGAUCUCACCUAAUUCCUGCUAAGUAUCGGCAUCGUUGUCUAUAUCUUUGUCUGAACAUGAUCCUUUCAUGGUGGUCCUGGUUCGAAGAGUUUGGUUCAGGUUCGAAGAUGAGGUCAAUGCUUUUGAGUUGUGUGCAAGUGUCGCCCCUUUGCCUUUCCUAUCAUUUACUCUGGAGAUCGCUAACUUUGACAAUUCAAUAAGGCUUAUAUUUGUCUUCUUGGUUCUAUUUCACUGGCUUCUAAACAAUAUGAUAUAUUUCUGUUA
Zingiber officinale is the source of this 1269-nucleotide messenger RNA. RefSeq names its product alpha-soluble NSF attachment protein-like. The coding region runs from base 148 to 1017 and encodes 289 amino acids. Gene Ontology annotation, biological process: SNARE complex disassembly; intracellular protein transport. The transcript has 9 exons. The record is from RefSeq and is a predicted model, not a curated record. NCBI's taxonomy places the organism in Eukaryota, Viridiplantae, Streptophyta, Magnoliopsida, Zingiberales, Zingiberaceae. Gene Ontology annotation, cellular component: SNARE complex; vacuolar membrane. Gene Ontology annotation, molecular function: syntaxin binding; soluble NSF attachment protein activity.